This is a messenger RNA of Lodderomyces theae, 1599 nucleotides long. Its product is annotated as FAD-binding oxidoreductase. The transcript has a single exon. The coding region runs from base 1 to 1599 and encodes 532 amino acids. Gene Ontology annotation, cellular component: mitochondrion. Lineage: Eukaryota; Fungi; Ascomycota; Pichiomycetes; Serinales; Debaryomycetaceae. The record is from RefSeq and is a predicted model, not a curated record. Gene Ontology annotation, molecular function: FAD binding; D-lactate dehydrogenase (NAD+) activity; D-lactate dehydrogenase (cytochrome) activity. Gene Ontology annotation, biological process: lactate catabolic process.
AUGCCGUGGAAAAAGCUACCAAUUAAACCACUCGCGUAUGGACUACCAGGCUCGAUUUUAGUGGCUUUGGGUGCGUACAAAUAUGGACAGUAUAAUGCAUUACACAAUCCACCCUUAAACAUGUUUCCCAAUUCCUCGACGACAAAAUUGAAGUCACUUCAACCUCCAAAAUAUUGCAGAGAUUUAUCUUCGGUUAUUCCGGAAAUUGCGGGUAUUGGUGUUGAAGUCGUUAGCAGCAAGCCAGAGAUUGAACAUCAUACAAGUAACGACUUUACUACGCAUCCACCAAAACACGGCGAGGUACCGCAAUACAUAGUCUAUCCAACGUCAACUGAACAAGUCUCGCGAGUGUUGAAAAUAUGCAAUAGGGAGUUGGUGCCUGUGGUUCCAUUUUCUGGGGGUAGCAGUAUCGAAGGUAAUUUCCACUCAACGCGGAGAGGAAUUGUUGUGGACACUUCACGUAUGAACAAAGUGCUAGCUAUAAAUGACGAUGAUUUGGAUGUGGUUGUACAGUGCGGUGUUAACUGGCAGAGGUUGAAUGAGGAUUUAGAACCAUAUGGGUUAAUGUUUGGCACCGAUUGUGGGCCACUGGGGUUGAUUUCGGGGAUGAUUGCAACAAACGCGUCGGGAGUGAAUGCGUCUCGGUAUGGGGCAAUGACGGCUAAUGUGAUUUCUGUGACUGCUGUGUUGGCAGAUGGUACUAUUGUAAAGACUCGACAAAGGCCGAGAAAGACCUCGGCAGGGUACAACUUGACAAGCUUGUUUGUUGGAAGUGAAGGCACAUUGGGGAUUGUUACUGAGGCAGUUGUCAAAGUUUACCCGAAACCCAAGAGUGAGACGGUUGUUGUGGUACAAUUCCCCCUGAUAUCGCAUGCUACAAAGACGGUAGCUCAAGUAUUCCGGCUGGGUAUACAACCAUCAGCAAUCGAGUUGCUUGAUGCCAAUAUGGUUCACUGUUUGAAUUACGGGAAAUAUACCAAUAAGCCGAUGUUGGAGGUCCCCACCCUAUUUUUCAAAAUAGGGGGAAUAAAUGGCACGGUGGUAAAAGAAAGUCUCAAAAUUCUUCAAGCAAUAACAAAACAGAAUGAAGCCGCUAGUUUUCAAUUUGCUAAGAAUAAACAAGAACAAGAAGAAUUAUUCUCAGCCAGGAAAAAUGCUCUUUAUGCCAUGACAGAUUGGAGUCGUAGUGAAAUUGACCAAGAUAUCCGGAUGUGGCCUACCGAUAUUGCAGUCCCGUUAUCUAAAUUGUCUCAUGUUUUGACCAUGAUCAAUACUUGGAUAAAAGACUCGCCUUUUAAAUCAACAAUUGUUGCUCAUGCAGGAGACGGAAAUUUUCAUGCGAGUAUAUUUUACAGACCCGAGCAACGUGAUGAAGCUGAAAAAAUGGUCAACAAGAUGGUUGAAUUGGGUAUUGUGAAUGAUGGGACAGCAACUGGUGAGCACGGAAUCGGAAAUUCAAAACGUAAGUUUUUAGAGCUAGAGUUGGGUGAAGAUACCAUUGGAAUGAUGAGAAAGAUCAAGAUGGCGUUGGAUCCUAAUAGGAUACUUAAUCCAGAUAAAGUAUUUAAAAUAGAUCCCAAUGAUGAGGGAUUGCAUUGA